Messenger RNA from Chlamydomonas reinhardtii, 1062 nucleotides. RefSeq lists its product as uncharacterized. The record is from RefSeq and is a predicted model, not a curated record. The transcript has a single exon. The coding region runs from base 129 to 578 and encodes 149 amino acids. NCBI's taxonomy places the organism in Eukaryota, Viridiplantae, Chlorophyta, Chlorophyceae, Chlamydomonadales, Chlamydomonadaceae.
CCAACGUCUGCAUCGCCUGCCCCGCGCCUCCCCGACUUGCCAGUACGGCAUUGCUGUCGGUUCGCGGACCGUCGGGAGGCACGCUACGCUUACAACUAACAGUGUCUAACAGUACAUGCCCUAUAAGGAUGCCUUUUACCAAGGAGAAGCGACAGGAGCCAGAGCAGAAGCCGGAAACCAAGAAGAGGCGACUGGAGCCCGAGACCAACGCCAAGUGGUUUGAGCUUGCAAAAGGCAAGGACCCAGCUAUCCGGCUAUACACCCUCAGUCCUCAAGGCGGCGACGCCUGGUCAAAGAAGUGGGCGGGACGCCUGGAGGAGGAGCUGCAGAAGCUCUACAUGCCAACGUCCAGGAAGGAGCGCCGGGCUCUCCACAGCAAAUACGGGACCAAUAUGGAGAAAAAGACCAGCCCCGGUGUUGUAGGCGUGACCGUCCUCCUUCCCAAGUUCUUCAAGCUCUACCCAGACGUCAAGUUCGAGUUCAAGCAGGGGCGCCUCGCAGGGACCUACUACGGCCACACGGCGGAGGACGGCAAGAGCUGCUACCUGUCCACUGACAAGCCCAAGCCCAAGCCCUGAUUCACCACGACGGCAACAGCUACAAAACCGGUGUUUCUCAACACCACCAUAUGUACGGUACCGCUCCCCGGAAAUAGCGCUGCUGCCUGGGGCCGGCAUUGUCGGCUUGCAUGUACAGGGGUCUGCCUGUAGGGCCCAGGCCCUAGGGUCUUCACCCAUUGCGGCACGCACCCAUUCACCGCUACCCAAGCAGUACCCAUGCGCAGUACCCAUGCGUCUCCCCAAACCUUGCUUGCUUCCCCACGCACCUGGUGAAAGUGGUCGACAUGAAAUGCCACGGUUGCAAAGAUGCUGCCGCCGGAGAGCGAGGUAACACGUACGGCCCUCUUGUGACAGCUUCGUUCCAGCUUGGGGUUUGGCCAGUGGGCCAUCUUCACCGCCUCCCCGCCGAUGAUUGCGUAGACGUGGAGAACCCGGGUCAGGUCGAAGCCCUGUGGGAUAGCAGCGGAAGAGGCAGUGGGGUCAAACUGUCAAAGUCAGGCCC